AUGACUGGCGUUGCACCCCUUGACCCGAUCAACCUGAAUGGUGCCGCUGAUCGGGGAAAGAAAGUGGCAUAUUUUUAUGAUUCGGACGUCGGUAACUAUGCCUACGUCUCAGGCCAUCCCAUGAAGCCACACCGUAUACGAAUGGCCCACAGUCUAGUGAUGAACUAUGGUCUGUACAAAAAGAUGGAGAUUUAUCGUGCCAAACCAGCCUCCAAGUACGAAAUGACCCAAUUCCACACGGAUGAAUAUAUCGACUUUUUAUCGAAAGUGACACCCGACAAUAUGGAGCAGUACUCGAAAGAACAGAGCAAGUACAAUGUCGGAGAUGAUUGUCCAGUGUUUGAUGGCUUGUUCGAGUUUUGUGGCAUCAGCGCUGGAGGUAGUAUGGAAGGCGCAGCCCGUUUGAACCGCAACAAGUGUGACAUCGCAGUCAACUGGGCAGGAGGUCUUCACCACGCUAAGAAGAGCGAGGCUAGCGGUUUCUGUUAUGUGAACGACAUCGUCCUCGGUAUCCUCGAACUUCUACGAUUCAAGCAGCGUGUUUUAUACAUUGAUAUUGAUGUCCAUCAUGGUGAUGGUGUCGAGGAGGCUUUUUAUACUACAGAUCGUGUCAUGACCGUUUCCUUCCACAAGUAUGGAGAAUACUUCCCCGGUACUGGUGAGCUUCGCGAUAUCGGUGUUGGAUCAGGAAAAUACUACGCCGUCAACUUUCCUCUGCGUGACGGAAUCGACGAUGUCUCCUACAAGAGCAUCUUCGAGCCGGUUAUCAGCAACGUCAUGGAAUGGUACCGACCCGAGGCCGUUGUUCUACAGUGUGGUGGAGACAGCUUGUCUGGCGAUCGUCUUGGUUGCUUCAACCUCAGCAUGAGAGGUCAUGCCAACUGUGUCAACUUUGUGAAGAGUUUUAAUUUGCCAACUUUGGUUUUGGGAKGUGGUGGCUAUACUAUGCGCAACGUAGCCCGUACCUGGGCUUUUGAGACGGGUAUUCUCCUGAACGAGCAACUCGACUCGCAAUUGCCCUACAACGACUACUAUGAGUACUUCUCGCCCGACUACGAACUGGACGUGCGACCAUCGAAUAUGGAUAAUGCCAAUACGAAGGAAUAUCUUGACAAGAUCCGUAAUCAAGUCAUUGAGAACCUCAGACGCACUGGCUUCGCACCUUCCGUACAAAUGACUGACGUCCCCCGCGAUCCACUUAUCGAUGGCUUGGACGACGAGGCAGACGCAAUCAUGGAUGACCUCGAUGAAGAUGAGAAUAAAGACAAGCGAUACACACAACGUCGUUUCGAUCAAUAUGUCGAAAAGACUGGUGAGCUUAGUGACAGCGAAGACGAAGACGAACUUGCUGCCAACGGUGUUCGUCGGCAGCCAGGAGCAGCCCGCCGAAGAAACCACAUCAGUCAUCGUCACCUUGAUGCUGCGGACUCUGGCUUGGAAAGUGGCAUGGCAACACCCAGAGAAGCCUCUGCAGUGCCUGACCAGGACGAGGAGAUGGAUGUGACGGCUGAUAUCGAGGCCGAGAAGCCCCUGACAUCGGCACCAGAAACUGGAGCAGAAAGCCGCCAAUCUCCUUCCGAUGCAGACACAGGCUCGAAGAUAGAAGAGAAGCUAGCUGCGGAAACCAAGGACAACGCCCAGGAACCUUCCACGCGUGCCGAGUCACCUGCAUCAGCUCUGAGCGAUGUGCACUCAGAUAUUGAUAUGGAGGAUGCCAACGUAACGGCAACUGAAGCAGAGGCUGCUCCGUCAGAAGAAACUGUCGGACAGCAGAAAACACCUCCAGCAUCCCCACCUGCUGCCGCUGCUGUAGAGACCGAACCGGCUGCACCAUCCCCGCCAGCUGCUGAUACAACCAUUGCCGAAGAGCCUGAAACCAAACAGGAAGAGAAAGCUAACGAUGAGCCCAAAGCAGAACAAAAGACUACAGCAGAAGAACCUACAACGACCGAGGUAGGAUCAGGAAAGCAGGUUGAUAGUGAAUCUAAAGAGCCUGAGAAGACUGAAUCAUAG
Talaromyces amestolkiae is the source of this 2013-nucleotide messenger RNA. RefSeq lists its product as uncharacterized. Gene Ontology annotation, molecular function: histone deacetylase activity. The record is from RefSeq and is a predicted model, not a curated record. The transcript is spliced from 4 exons. Bases 1 to 2013 code for a protein of 670 amino acids. Lineage: Eukaryota; Fungi; Ascomycota; Eurotiomycetes; Eurotiales; Trichocomaceae.